AUUCUGAAACAAAAUCUGCGCGUAAGAAGUCGUGUUUACGGAAAAUAUUCGUUGGGUGUAAUUGAUAAUAAAUGAAAAAAAAUGUAUAAAUAUUUAUAAAAUCCCAUAAAUAAAAGCCUUAGAAUUGUUGAAAAGCAUUAAAAAACAACAUUAACAAAUACCAUAACAAAAUAAAGUUGUUAGAAAACCAAACUGGUGGGUUAGUUGUGGAAAGAAAAGAAAGAAUAGCCAGUGAAGUGAAUGGUUAAAUAAGAAUUGAGAGAGCAAACUACAUACUAAAAUAACAUAAAAAAAUAUCUGUAUGUGUUUAAAAAUAAAGAAUCUGUGUUAAUAAUUAAAUAAAAACAUUCCUACAGCUUUUUGUUUAAACUUAUUGUUUAACGGCCCAAAGCUUAAAUAUUUUAAUAAUAUUUACAUAUCAGUGUAACUAAGGGACGGCAAACUUUACUCUUCGAGACGGGUAAAUCACAAUUUGGCUACAUUACGCUCUUCCACGCUUACAGAUAUUGGGGGAACAUUUGAUUUUAUUUUUUAACUGCUGCACAUAAUUAAACUUACGUUUUCCUAUUUUUAUUAAAUGAUGGAUCAUUCACAACAUACACUGGAAAAUCAUGCCGAUCACUCAAUGCAUCAUUCAAUGCAUGAUCAUGCCACAAUGGAUCAUUCUGCUAUAAUGUCGACUACCACAACCACAACAGAAAUGCCCGCCAAUGUACACAUACAUCAUGAUGUAAACAGUGUACAUCAUCAUCAUGCUGCCGCCGCUAGUGGUGGUGAGAGUAUGUUGCAUCAUGCCAUGUCGAUGGCGUUCCAUUUUGGUUGCAAUGAAACAAUUUUAUUUGAAUGGUGGAAAAUAGAUAGUGUUGGUGGUUUGUUGGGUUCCAUGUUGGCCAUUUUCAUAAUGGCUGUUUUGUAUGAGGGCCUUAAAUACUAUCGGGAAUUUUUAUUUUGGAAAACCUAUAAUCUCUUGGAAUAUCGUCCUGUCACCGGUCCCCAGGCAAAUCCAGAAGCUGGCCAACGACCUGCUCCACAACCCAGUGCUUCACCUGUACAAUAUGUCGGAGAAGUUAUACACAAACAACCUCCCACGAUGUUUUCGUUACAUCAUUUCUUCCAGACAUUUUUACAUAUAGUGCAGGUCACUGUAUCAUUCCUGUUGAUGUUGAUUUUCAUGACCUACAAUGUUUGGCUUUGUAUAGCGGUAGUUUUGGGAGCCGGUGUCGGCUAUUUCCUAUUCUGCUGGAAAAAGUCAGUGAUUGUUGAUGUCACUGAACACUGCCACUAGCAAUGUGCAAUAUGCGUCUGAUAUAUUGCACUAAUCAAUAGACAUUUAACGUCAACGAUGAUGGCCAACAUGUCAGUCGGAGAAAAGACAUCAAUGCCAGCAACAAUAGAAACAGAAAUGUCGAUGAUGAAGAUAAAGAUGAUGAAAACAGAAGCGGAGGAUAAAAACUUAAAAACAUAUUAUAAUAAUAAUGCAAGAAAAACAAAAGCCAAGGCAACAAAAAUAAACUGUGAAAAUGAUAAGCAACAUCAACCAGAACAGCAAUUGCAAUAUAAUAGACAACAACUAGAUUAUAAUUAUUAUGAAUUUAAAAAACAUGGAAUUCCAAGAGUUCAAAACCAAUACAAUGAUGAUGAUAAAGAUUAUGAUAAUGCUAAUAAUGAAACAAUUACUAUCGAUAACAUGACCAUAACCAAACAAAUGGACACCAACAUCAAUACUUCUCUUACACCCACUACGACUUCCAGGCAUAUUAGUAGUAGUAGCAACACUUGCAUGGUGAUUUCUAGUGUUAAAACUACAAAUCCCAUGAUGAUGGUCAAUGGUUGUGGCAACAUCGGUGCUAAUUGCUCAAAUUGUCGAAAUAUUAAAAUUCUUUUAAGACUAAGUUUAAGAUAUUUUUAUGAUAUAAACUGUGAAUUUGUAAAAAAUAUUAUAUAAAAAAAAUAUGAAAUUAACUAUUAUUAUAGAAAUUAUAAACCAACAAAUGUAAUAAUAAAACUAUAUAAAUAAAUAAUAUUAUACAUUUUAGUAUUUAAGUCAGAUUUUUCUUAAGUUGAGAAUAUUUCAAACUUUAAAAUAUUUUCAGCAGAUAAACUAAAAAAAUAUAAAAUUUCUUAUUAUAUAUACAAAAAUAUGGCUAAAUGAACUACAACAAAAAAAAAAA
This is a messenger RNA of Lucilia sericata (common green bottle fly), 2171 nucleotides long. RefSeq names its product high affinity copper uptake protein 1 (gene Ctr1A). Gene Ontology annotation, biological process: copper ion transmembrane transport. The record is from RefSeq and is a predicted model, not a curated record. Gene Ontology annotation, cellular component: membrane. The transcript has 7 exons. Gene Ontology annotation, molecular function: copper ion transmembrane transporter activity. Bases 578 to 1285 code for a protein of 235 amino acids. Lineage: Eukaryota; Metazoa; Arthropoda; Insecta; Diptera; Calliphoridae.